GCCGUCUCCUCCUCCUCUUUAUCUUCUUCCUCGCAUAGGUUAAAGUCAAGUUUUCACGUAAUUCAUCUAAUACCUCAAUUCUUCUUGUUUUAUUAUUCCUUCUUUCUUUUUUCUCUUCAAUCAAAACUCAGAUCCGAAUCACUGAUCCCAUUCCCUUUUGAUAUCUUCGAACUAAAAAGAACACAAAAACUCUCUAUUUCUUGCAAAGUUGUGGACUUUCUUGGUGGGUUCUUGCCACUUGAUCAUUUACUGUUUUGGGCACUAAGAAAAAAAUCAAAAAAUUCCGCUUGAUUGCUAUUUAGUGGGUUCUUCUAAGAUGGAUCAAGUAGUCAUCGGCGGAAAGUUUAAGUUGGGUAGGAAACUUGGUAGUGGAUCCUUCGGCGAACUUUAUUUAGGGAUCAAUAUUCAAACUGGAGAAGAAGUCGCAGUUAAGCUGGAACCUGUGAAGACAAGGCAUCCUCAACUGCAGUAUGAGUCGAAAUUAUAUAUGUUUCUUCAAGGGGGAACUGGUGUUCCACAUCUCAAAUGGUUUGGAGUGGAGGGUGAAUACAGUUGCAUGGUUAUUGACCUGCUUGGGCCUAGUUUGGAAGACUUGUUCAACUACUGCAAUCGUAUCUUCUCUUUGAAAUCUGUUCUAAUGCUUGCUGAUCAAUUGUUAUGCAGAGUUGAGUACAUGCAUUCCCGGGGGUUUCUUCACCGUGAUAUCAAACCUGACAAUUUUUUGAUGGGUCUUGGCCGUAAAGCAAACCAGGUUUAUAUCAUCGAUUAUGGCCUUGCUAAAAAAUACAAGGAUCUUCAGACACAGAAGCAUAUACCAUACAGGGAAAACAAGAAUCUUACAGGAACUGCACGGUAUGCAAGUGUGAAUACGCACCUUGGGAUUGAGCAGAGUAGAAGAGAUGAUCUGGAGUCACUUGGUUAUGUGUUGAUGUAUUUUCUACGAGGAAGUCUUCCAUGGCAAGGUCUAAAAGGUGGCACAAAGAAGCAGAAGUAUGACAAGAUUAGUGAAAAGAAGAUGCUUACUACUGCAGAGAUUCUUUGCAAGGGAUAUCCAUCAGAGUUCACCUCGUAUUUCCAUUACUGUCGGUCAUUGAGAUUUGAGGACAAACCAGAUUAUUCAUAUCUCAGAAGACUUUUCAGAGACCUUUUCAUUCGUGAAGGUUACCAGCUCGACUACGUGUUUGAUUGGACAACCUUGAAAUAUCCUCAGACUGGCUCUAGUUCGAGACCAAGGCCAAGACCAGCCUUGGACCCUAAAGGAACACCUGCAGACAAAUCUGAAAAACCUACAGUAGGAAAGGACCUCAGAGAAAGAUUUUCAAGCGCGAUGGAGUCAUUCACCAGACGAAAUGUAUCAAGCCAAGGCGCUCAUGGUGAUCGCUCUACAUACAGAUCUUCUCAUGUCAAACAAGACAAGCACGAGUCUGAUAGACAUCGUUCUUCAUCUCGAAAUGGAAGUAGCAGACCUGGCUUGUCAGCUGAGCCGAGUGAGAACCGCUCAAGCCGUCUAUUCUCAAGUGGGUCGCGUCUCGCCACAACUCAGCGGGUUCAACAGAGCUAUGAAUCCAAGCCAUCAUCUGCAGCAGGACAUGAGGAUGCCAUAAGAACCUUCGAGCUCCUUAACAUCGGCUCUGGAAAGAAAAAGAAAUGAAGUUAGAAGGGUAUGGUAGUGAAAAGACAUGUUCAUGCUUAUAGAGAUUCUCAUCCUAUGGAAAAAAAAACGCAUUGUUUACUUACAUUUGGAACAAGAUGAGAAAGAGAAUAUAUUCUGCCUCUCCCAAUCUCUCAUUGUCUGUGUUUUAAGAGAAAUUCUUCAUUUAUCCUUUUGGUGUUAACUUGUGAUGAGUACUACUUCAGGUUCUGUUUUCGAAAGCUUCAAUGUAAG
Eruca vesicaria subsp. sativa (arugula) is the source of this 1885-nucleotide messenger RNA. NCBI's taxonomy places the organism in Eukaryota, Viridiplantae, Streptophyta, Magnoliopsida, Brassicales, Brassicaceae. The record is from the annotation of a GenBank genome assembly.